This is a messenger RNA of Dryobates pubescens (Downy woodpecker), 4275 nucleotides long. It is a transcript of the gene FGD4, whose product is annotated as FYVE, RhoGEF and PH domain containing 4. Bases 236 to 2788 code for a protein of 850 amino acids. The record is from RefSeq and is a predicted model, not a curated record. The transcript has 17 exons. Gene Ontology annotation, biological process: cytoskeleton organization; filopodium assembly. Lineage: Eukaryota; Metazoa; Chordata; Aves; Piciformes; Picidae. Gene Ontology annotation, cellular component: cytoplasm. Gene Ontology annotation, molecular function: guanyl-nucleotide exchange factor activity; zinc ion binding.
UGGUUUGCAUGCUUACAUUUUUCCUCUCAAAGCAGGCUUGCCUUCAAAAAGGAGGAGCAUAACAUAAUUGAAAGACUCAGCAUGUAAACUGUCAGCAUAUACUGAACAUCUGGUGAAAAGUACUUUCUGGUAACUUAUAGGUCUUGUAAAGAGGAUAUGCAUGAGGUUGUCAUAGGCUUAUAGCUGUUGUGAAAUCAAUUCCUUGUGCAGCGGUACUGGAUUAUAUUUGUAAACAAUGUCUUCUGAACCAGGCAGCAGCGUCUGUCCAAAGUUGUCUAGAUCUUGUACAGCAGGUGCCACAACCAGACUAUUUGAGGCGAAUGUACGCAAUGAAGCAGCUCAGGGAAUAAAUGGAAGUGUGCCAGUCAAACAGUCCCCACGUUCAGCUUCAAAUCCAAAGCCACAAGUGCCUCCAAAGCCACUUCAUCUACAGAAGGUAUCACCUGUUACAUACCAAACCCCUAGGCAUAAAGCUUUAUCAAACCAGAAACCAAGGAUGGAGGAAGAGGCACCCACCCCUGUUUCUGGUGUCCCCAAGGAAAAGCCCAGUAAAGUGUCAGAUCUCAUCAAUCGUUUUGAGGGAGGCAGCCCGAUAAAUCCCAGUGAUUUGAAGAAAGAUCCCUCUGUUCUCCAUAUUUCUAAAUCUCAAGGAAGAUAUGGGUCAACACCAUCACCUCAGCCAAAACUCCCCUCCCAGCACUCACUACAAAAACAGGGAAACAGUAAUAACGACAAAACUCAGGUUGUACAGCUACACACAGCCAACGGAGUAGUAGCACAAGACCAGGCAGAAGAUGAGGACAGGAGAUCACCAGACCGUGACUCUGCUGUGUCCACCCCAGUUCCAGAUAAUGCCGUUGACAGCAGCUUGAUAAAUGGAGAAGGAGAAAGUACUUCAGGAGAGUCAUUGCAGAGUGUAACUGCCUAUGAAGGACAGAUGCUUAACAGCAGCUACAGGACUUCAAGCAGUGAUACACUGCUUCCAUCUGAAAAUGAAACUCAAGAAACAAUGGAAAUUAAUACUAGCAUGAAGGAAGAACCAAGUGAGGAAAUCAGUAAGCAAGAGCAACUUGUAGAAACAAAGGAGACAGACGAACAGAAACGCCACAAAAUUGCCAAUGAACUUCUGCAAACAGAAAAAGCCUACGUUAGCCGACUUGACCUCCUAGACGGGGUAUUCUAUUCCAGACUCCUUGAGGAAGCAAACAGAGGUUCAUUUCCAGCUGAAGUGAUUAACAAAAUAUUUUCUAAUAUUUCAUCGAUAAAUGCUUUCCACAGUAAAUUCUUACUUCCAGAACUUGAGAAAAGAAUGCAAGAAUGGACUGCCACCCCUAGAAUUGGAGAUAUUCUGCAAAAGUUAGCUCCUUUCCUCAAGAUGUAUGGAGAGUAUGUGAAGAAUUUUGAUAAUGCAAUGGAGCUGGUGAAAACGUGGACUGAACGGUCACCUCAAUUCAAAUUCAUUAUUCAAGACAUCCAGAAGGAAAAAGUGUGUGGAAAUUUGACAUUGCAACAUCACAUGCUAGAACCAGUACAACGCAUUCCACGCUACGAGAUGCUUCUAAAGGACUACCUAAGGAAAUUGCCUCAGGAUUCCCUAGACUGGAAAGAUGCUGAAAAAUCCCUGGAAAUUAUAUCCACUGCAGCAAGUCACUCUAAUAGUGCAAUAAGAAAAAUGGAGAAUCUAAAGAAAUUGUUAGAGAUAUACGAGAUGCUGGGGGAAGAGGAAGACAUAGUGAACCCUUCAAAUGAACUGAUAAAAGAAGGACAGAUCCUGAAACUUGCUGCUCGCAAUACCUCUGCUCAAGAGCGGUAUCUUUUCCUGUUUAACAACAUGUUGCUCUACUGCGUCCCCAAAUUCAGCCUGGUAGGAUCAAAGUUCUCAGUUCGAACCAGGGUUGGCAUAGAUGGUAUGAAGAUAAUAGAAACUCAUAAUGAAGAAUAUCCACACACCUUUCAAGUGUCUGGAAAAGAGAGAACGCUGGAGUUGCAGGCCAGUUCUGAACAAGAUAAAGAAGAAUGGAUAAAGGCACUUCAGAAUACUAUAGAAGCUUUCCACCAGAGGAAUGAAACUUUCAGAAAUGCUAUUGCUAAAGAAUAUGAAGAUAUACCUGUUGAAGUUUCGAAUGCUGAGCUUGGGAAGAGAGCACCUCGCUGGAUACGAGACAAUGAAGUAACCAUGUGCAUGAAAUGCAAGGAGCCCUUUAACGCACUGACAAGGAGGAGGCAUCACUGCCGAGCAUGUGGACAUGUGGUUUGCUGGAAAUGUUCUGAUUACAAGGCACAUCUCGAAUACGACGGCAAUAAAUUGAACAAAGUCUGUAAGGAUUGCUAUCAUGUUAUAAUUGGUUGUACAGACAGUGAAGAAAAGAAGAAGAAAGGCAUCUUGGAGAUUGAAUCUGCAGAAGUCUCUGGAAACAGUGUCAUAUGUAGCUUUCUUCAGUACAUGGAAAAAUCAAAGCCCUGGCAGAAAGCAUGGUGUGUCAUACCUAAACAGGAAGCUCUUGUACUGUACAUGUAUGGUGCUCCACAGGAUGUUAAAGCUCUAGCUACAAUUCCACUUCUGGGCUAUACAGUUGAUGACACUCCAAGAAGUGCUGACCUCCCACACAGCUUCAAACUGACCCAGUCGAAGUCUGUGCACAGCUUUGCUGCAGACAAUGAAGAACUGAAACAGAAAUGGCUAAAAGUUAUCCAUUUAGCUGUCAAAGGUGAGACACCAGAAUGUCAAAAUGAACUGCAAGGGAAUUUAGAAGAGCAACCUGAAUCUUCUAAAACAUCUGAAUGCUGAAGCUCUAGAACAUCUGAUAUUUUAAAAAAAAGAUGUUUCAUCUGAAUUUGUGGUUAACCUUUGUGUUAACCUUUCUUUACUCAAUCAAGAGAAACAAACAAAACAACGUAAACAAACCUUCUUACUACCAUACACUUCUUAGCACUUUAUGUUUGGGAAAAAUUCUGGUCUUUUAGGGAUCUAUUUCUUAUAUUUAUGUUCUGUCAAUAAAAAGUGAUGUACAGGUCCAUUUCAGAGACUUCUGAACAAAUGUGAAUGCUGUUAAAAAUACUUACUAACGUUACUGUAUUACUUGUUUAUUGUGAUGCAACUUUUCUUUUUAAUCCAGUUGCUCUUCAAGUUAUUGUUUGCUACUUAAGAAUGCAAAUAUUGAAGCUUCCUACUUACACGUUAAGACUUGCAACAAGAUAAAAGAUAUACCUCCACGUUGCCAAAAUAUAUCUGUUGUGAAUUACGCAGGGACAGUUUGGUUUAAUGGAUGUAGUUUAUAGCUGGAAUUCCACAGAUCUGUACACAAGUCGUGUUCACCUGUCUCUUUUUAAUUACUGCAAAUUGCUCUCACAGUUAUAUUGGCUUUUAAACUUUCAAUUUAUCGACAAACACCAUAUAAUGGUUUUCCAAUCUAGAAAUGAACACCUAAAAUCCAAGAAAACAAUAUAUAUGUACAGUGUUAAAAAUGUAUGAUACUUGAUUUUUUGCUUUGAUUUCAUGCUACUGGGUUCCUCUUAGCGAGUAAUUUAUUUUAAAAGCAUGUUUUCUAUUUGAAAUUAAACACAGUCCUAAAUUAACAAAUAACUGUUCAGUGAUUUGUUUUGAUAGCUGACAUUUAUUGAUGAUGGUAUUUUUAGGCAUUAAAAAAAACCAAGCAGUAACAUAAAUGGCAUGCAGUGGACAAGUAAGUUCCAGUUGUGUUUGAAAGAGUAGUCUUUUUUAUUUUUCCAGUGUCCUAUCCCUGCUAUCUCUGAGAGUGCCGUAGUUGAUUACUAAAAUGCAGUACAUGGUUUGGAAAAGCAACAGAUUCUAGUAACCUUCUGGCAAUCUGUGGUUUUGCUAUUAUGGCUAUUGGAACAAAAUAACAUUUUGAAUUUAAAUCUUUUAAUUUUUGAGAAGAUUAGAUACUGUAAUGCUUAUUUAUGACAAUAAUCUUCAAGGAUUGUUGUAGUAAAGUGGAGUCUGCUUUAUACAAAUCCAGCGUGAGGUCUGAGCCUGCAAAUUUCAAGUUGCAUUGACUGAUGUCACUUGCAUUCAGCUUAUCAAAAUAAAGACUUGUUUGCUCUACAGUAUUAAAUCACUUAUGAACCUCUAUUUUUAUACAGACAGGCAAAUGACCUCCCUAAAUAUUUUUUUUUUUUUAGUAACAUCCUUGUAUAUGACAAAUUCAGAGGUAGUGAUUGACUAUCAAGUAGACAAUUAAAAUCAUGGCUAUCUUUCCUUUUCUGACCCCUCAAAGGAAGGAUAAUAUGUAGCUUCUACAAUCAACUUAAUCA